AUGGGAUCUAUUUCUGAGCCUUAUUUUCUCGCAAAACUUCCACAUCCUAUAAAUUCAAACUUUACAAAACAAUAUUAUAUUGCAAAAGUUUUUCCUGAAACUUACCAAGAAAUAAUAGUAGCUAUUAAUGAAAUAGGAAUCAACAUAUACAGUGCAAGUUCUGGUCAAAUAAUUGCAAAUUAUCCAGUAGAUAGAAACACGCAAUUUUCCUGCGCGCCUAUUUCUACUCACACUGGAAUUAAUAAAGAACGAAUAACAAUAGUAGGAUCAAUAGAGGCAUUCACAAGGAUUCCUAAAUUACUUUUAUGGAAUGAAAAACCUAGUUUAGACGGACUACAAUUUAAAUUUACAAAUACUAAAUCCAAAAUUAUAAACAUCCAAUUACUGAAAAACUGUAUUAUUGCGUUUUUAGAAUCAGGAGAACUUAUUCAAUACAGCUUUACUUUGAAUGUUAUUUAUGAAACAGUAACUAGUAUUCCUAAUAUGAUUGGAUGCGGACAAAUUAAAAAUUUAUCUAAUGGAAAUUUUUCAACAAAAAGUGACCAAAAAAAUAUUAUAUAUAAAAUUUCAAUAGAAAACUUACGAAUUCUCAUUAUUGAUAUUUUUCAAAUAAGAGAAACAACAUGCAAAAAACUUAAUACCAUAGGUGGAAUAUUGACCAAGGACUUUGAUACAACUCACAAAAUUACUUUAACUGAAAAAAAUAUUAUUUAUCAUCUUACACCAACUCAUCUUUUUACGUACAUAUUAACAUCUUCAAGCAUUAAAUUUAGAUCAAAAACAGAAUUUACAGAAGAUUUAUCAGCACCAAUUUUUCUAGAAAUAAUUCAUAAUUAUCAUAUUAUAAUAUGUUCAACAAAUAAAAUAUUACUUUUCGAUACUACACAUCAAAUAUUUUUUUUUUCAAGAGAAAUAACACCUAUAAAUACUGCUCCAGUAAUUAUACAUACAUCUGAAUCACCCAGAAUCCAAAAUGCUUUAUUAGUUUUAUCGGAUACAAAAUUUCUCAUUUUAUCUUCUAUUUCAUCAUCAAAAAAAAGUCUUUUAAUUGAUAUGUUUGCAAAAACAAAUAGUAAGGGAAGAACAAAUUACAUAACUAUAAACUCUAUUACAGAUUUCGAAAAAAAGGAAAACAAUAAAUUAAUCCUUGAAUCUCCCCUAAGAAUAAAAAAACACCUUAAUAAACAAAAAAAACUAGUCAAAACAUUUUUAAUAAAAUUAAGGAAGUAUUCUUUACUUAAAGAUGGAAAUAAGUUUGACAAUAUCUUUUUUAAAUAUUUUGAUACAAAAAAUUUAACUAACAAAUUAUAUAAUAAUGAUUUUAACAAAGAAAACAAGUAUGACAAGUUAUACAUUCAAAAUAAAAAAAUUCGUCUAUCACCUCAAAUUUUAGAUAAAAUUAUUCAAAUAAUAUUUAUUCCACUAAAAAAAAAUAUAUAUAAUUCAAAUAAAAUAUCAAAAUUAGAAACAUUGUUUUAUCCAAAAAAAACUCUUAAUUAUCUUACCAAAACAGUACCUCUGUUACUAACAAAAGAAGAAUACUCGGAUUUAAUAAAUGCAAUCAUAAGAAUAGAUUCAUCUUUGUUAUUAAACUUAUUUUUAAAUUCAGAUUUAUUACCACCAAGAGAACUAACAUCUAUAUUAAAAUAUGUAUUAAAUAAUAAUCCCAUUAAUUUAAAAAUUUUCAGAAAAAUCUUGAAAACAAUGGACAAUUAUAUUGGAGAACAAAUAGUAUUAGCAUUAAAAAAAGGACUUACAAAAAAUGAAAUAGAAAAAUUAAUUAAUUUAUUAGGAAAACAGAUAUCAUUAAAAAAAAGACAUAAAAAAUUUAAAAGAACAUCCUAUAUUUCAAACAAAUUAGUUAUUUACAGAAUGUUGGAAAAUUCUCUUGAUACUAUAGGAAUAUCUGGAAUAACCAUUCAGAAUACAAGUCUUUCAUUCUUUAAUACUAUUUAUAAUACUGUAAAGGAAACAAUAACUGAGAUAAUUGAUUUAAACAAUACAGUUAAUAUAUUAGAUGAGCUUAUUCGUAGAGCAGGAGGCCACAAAAAUAUUAAUCAAAAAUAUCAAGAAUUUAAAUCUAGUAAAUUAAAUAAAAAUAAUACUAUCGAUAAUCUCAAAAAAAGAUCAAGUCCCCAAUUACGUAAUACAUUACUAUCGAAUCAACUAUCUAUAUCCACUUUACAAGAAAUUCAUUUGAAAACAAAAAGAGCAAAAGGUUAUCAAAAAAAUUUUUCUGUUGAAAAAUACUCUAUUGAAAAAUUAGAACUAUAA
Pneumocystis jirovecii RU7 is the source of this 2274-nucleotide messenger RNA. RefSeq lists its product as uncharacterized. The transcript is spliced from 3 exons. The record is from RefSeq and is a predicted model, not a curated record. The coding region runs from base 1 to 2274 and encodes 757 amino acids. NCBI's taxonomy places the organism in Eukaryota, Fungi, Ascomycota, Pneumocystomycetes, Pneumocystales, Pneumocystaceae.